AUGUGUGAUCCAGAUUACUUGCCGGGACGAGCCGCCAGCGGAUCGGAUGAAACGCGGAAGAAAGACAAGACGCCUCUCAACCUGCAUGUGAGCGAGAAGGGCAACAAACCGGCUGUCCUUCUGCAAACCGUUACCGCGUGGGUGGAAAGCAAGAACAGAAGAAAGUUGGCCCGCAUUCUCUUCGACAGCGGUAGUCAGCGCUCCUUCAUUACAGAGGAGCUGUCGAGGGGUCUUGGUUGCAAGCUUCUCGGAACGGAGGUUCUUACCGUAGGAGUGUUCGGUGGCAAGACUAGCGAACAAACGUACCGUAGAGUUCAAGUAGUUUUGCGUAAUCGUUUAACCGGCCAGACAUACGAGAUAGACGCCCUCGAGACGCGUUCUAUCUGCGAACAAGAACUUCCAGGUCCGGAUGAAGACAUCCUGGUGAAUAUGGAGGAGCUCGGACUGACGGUUGGUGACGACCUGAACGGACUCGAGUGCAACGGAGUAGGAAUCCUCUUAGGAUCGGAGCACUACUGGGGGUGCGUUACGGGAAGAGUCCGUCGACUGAGCGAGAACCUGACGGCAGUGGAGACCACCUUUGGUUGGGCAGUACAUGGACGUUCCCAAGCGACUGCAGCUGUUGUCAACUGUUCCCAAGUGAUCGUCCUCAGAGCUGCCGUGAGCGACCAGGAGAACACGGCUGUCCUGAGAGGAUUUUGGGAGCUUGAGAGUAUGGGAGUUGUGGACGCAGAGGUCCAGGAUCAGUCCGAUAGCGACAUCAUGCAGCGCUUUGAGAGAAGCAUCACCAAAUCUGAUCGAAGAUACGAAGGAGGGUUCCAGGCGGAAGCUGCGUAUGAAAACUCCCUUUGUUACCAAAAUUUAGAGCUUUAUCUACAAAUAACAAAUAAAGCGCGUAGAGUAUGGGCGACUGUCGUUUACAUCUAA
Ixodes scapularis (black-legged tick) is the source of this 927-nucleotide messenger RNA. RefSeq lists its product as uncharacterized. Bases 1 to 927 code for a protein of 308 amino acids. The record is from RefSeq and is a predicted model, not a curated record. Lineage: Eukaryota; Metazoa; Arthropoda; Arachnida; Ixodida; Ixodidae. The transcript has 2 exons.